Plasmodium inui San Antonio 1 is the source of this 3783-nucleotide messenger RNA. RefSeq lists its product as hypothetical. Bases 1 to 3783 code for a protein of 1260 amino acids. The transcript is spliced from 2 exons. NCBI's taxonomy places the organism in Eukaryota, Apicomplexa, Aconoidasida, Haemosporida, Plasmodiidae. The record is from RefSeq and is a predicted model, not a curated record.
AUGUGGAUAGAAAAGGAUAUGGGGGGAAGAUGCGCGAGGGGGGGAGCGCUAAGCCAGCAAGUGAACGACGGCAUUGAAACGUUAAAGCGGAAUAACAAUUUCCUGUUUAGCGGCAUUGGCGGGAAUCUUCUUUCGGAGGCGAAAAAGAGGCGCUGCGACGAACGACUGCGCAGUCUGAGCCGCUCUACCGUCUUGACCGCUUCGACGAAAUCGGGUGGAUCGGCGGUGUUGACUUCGUCGUCUACAUCAGCCGCGUCAGCCACACCAUCCGCGUGGACCACCUCGACUGCGUCCACCAGGUGUUGGGCGGCCGCGAAGGGGGCUGAGCAGUCUGCGGGCAAGUCCAAAGGAUGGGAAGCCCACCGGUGCAGAAAAGACGAAAAGGGGGAAGAACUGUCCGGAGGAGGCGAUCUCUUCGGGGCAGAUAACUGGAUAGACAAAAAAAACGCUGCUACAUGCCGGAAUGACGAUGGAGGAAAUGCAAGAAAUAAAACUUGGCGGAAAUUGAGUAGCUCCCAUUUGACGAAGGAACCCCAAGUGACUUCCUCACGCAAGAGACCCAACCAACCGAUGGAUAAGUGCCCCACGAGUGGAUCCGAAUGGAAAAGCAGAAAUGUUUGCGAUUUUGACGGGACUCACUACAAAAGCACGCAGUACUUAAAUAACAGCGCGGUGUACAAUGACAGCAUCGUGAACAAUGAGACGGUCGUAUGUCAGGAAUGGCCGGAGAUGAGCAACCGAGGGGAAUUGGCGGCGCACGAGGGCAACCUCGAGGAGGGGAGGGAUGAUCCCCCGGCGAUGGCCCCCCUCUCAAAGAAGGAAGACCACCGAAGGGGCGUGCAAAACCGCCUAACGAGCAUACAGGACGUUAUCCAAAAGGACAUCCCCACGUUGAUAAAAAACACAGUGAAUAACCACCUGACCCAAAACAUAAAUAAACAAGUGCAGGAAGCAAUAAAAAAAAAUUUGUCCAACUUGCUUCAUCAUAACGGAACGGACAUCUCAGAAAAGAAGGCACAGAAAUUUAGUACACAGGAUGUGCAAGGCCAACUAAGCGACUUAGUAGACGCCCAAAUGAGGAAGAAUGCAAAUCAUAUAUACUCCACAGUAGAGAAUCGCAUUCAACAAAAUGUGAAUGAAGAAAUAGAGAGGAGCACACACAUCGUGAAGAAGCAGAUAAAACAAAACGUAACCGACCAGAUUGAAACAAACCUUGAAAGAGUCUACAACGAGGUUGAUCUAAAGGUAGAAAAAAAAGUCAGUAACGAAUUAGCCAAAAAUAUGAAUAGCGUACAAAGUAAUCUGCUCCAAAAUGUAAAUAACGAACUGAAGCGGAAGGUAAAACUUAUUGGAGCAAAUGUAGACAGUCAACUUAGGGUUCUCAUCUCAAGUGAGCUCAAAAGAAGCUUAGACUUUCUACACAAUCGAAUUAACGAUAACAUGAAUAGAGAGUUAAAGAAAUGUCUUUCAAUUGUGAAUAGAAAUUUUGAUGAUAACUUCCAUGAGCACAUGGAGAGAAGCGUCCAGAUCUUCCUAAAGAAUGUCUGUGAAUGUCUAAGUCAGGAAAUUAAAAACAACGUUAACGUGAUGGAGAAAAGUAUGAUGACCAACUGGAAUGAUCACGUUUUGGAGAAGGUCACAAGGAGAACGGAGGAGGCGAUAAACCGAGUUGAGAAGGCCAUGAUCCUAAUGGAUAACACCACGAAGAGAGCGGAAGAAGCCGUGGGUCUGACUAAACACAUCUCGGAGGGCAUCUCCUCCGAGGUGAGAAGCUGCUUCGAUGAGUUCGCCACAUCCGUGCAGGAAGGCAUUUGUGGGGAGCUGAGAAGCGGCCUACAAAGUGGCGUACAAUACCUCAGUAAAGAGAACGAAGUGGCGUCUGUAAAGAUGACCCAAGUGAUAUGUGCCAAAGUGGAGGCCGCGACGAGCUCCGAGUUGGCACGACAAAUGGGUACGCUCCUCGGUGGUCUGCGCGACGGGGUGAGAGACAACCUGGGCAGCAUGGAGGUGGCUCUGAAGGGAAGUGUCGAGGCAACCCUCAAGCGAAGCGUAGAGACCACUUUGAAGGGAAGCCUCGAGGGAACGCUGAAGCGAAGCGUAGAGACCACUUUGAAGGGAAGCCUCGAGGGAACGCUGAAGCGAAGCGUAGAGACCACUUUGAAGGGAAGCCUCGAGGGAACGCUGAAGCGAAGCGUAGAGACCACUUUGAAGGGAAGCCUCGAGGGAACGCUGAAGCGAAGCGUAGAGACCACUUUGAAGGGAAGCCUCGAGGGAACGCUGAAGCGAAGCGUAGAGACCACUUUGAAGGGAAGCCUCGAGGGAACGCUGAAGCGAAGCGUAGAGACCACUUUGAAGGGAAGCCUCGAGGAAACCCUAAAGAGAAGCCUCCAAACCAUCCUGCGGGAAGAACUCAGCAAAACCGCACAGAUGCUGUACACCGAUGCGUGCGAAGAAGAGGCCAAGAGGAGCGACACAAAAUUAGAGACAGUCCUGAAUACCUCAAACAAAAAUUUCCACGCCCUGAUCAAAGUGCAGAGAUCCCUGUCGACCCACCUGAACAGAGAGAUGAGAAUGGUAAAAGACAUGAAGGCCAACAUGGUUGAUGUGAAAACAUUUUUUAAAACGUGCUUAACCUGUCUGGAGGAGAAAUUGUCCGACGCGAUGGAGAAGAACAUCAGUGCAGUGAUAGACACGAAGGAAGUGAUAAACACGAAGGAAGAGAUAGACACGAGUGCAGUCAUAGAGACGAGGGAGUCUAUCCUUAGCAGGUUGGACAAUUCCUUUUCCGGCAUGGAAAAACUCCUCAGUCAACUCUGCGAGAAGGUGGUUCAGCGGGUAGGAGAGGCCAACGAGAAGUACGCUCAUCACAUUGCAGAAAAGGUUGGCACAAUGGCGAGUACUCACCAGAGUCUUAUGAAAGAUGAGGGCACCGCGACAGAGGUGCGCCUCGAAAAGAUGACCCAAGAUAUACUGCAUCUGACCGAAGCAACCGCGCAAAGGACAUACGAACGGCUUAGAAUCAACAACGAGGAUGUGCUAACUGCCUUUAUCGACAAUGUACAAAGGGAAAAGGCUCACAUGAUUAUGCACGCAGAAGAAAUUAUGGCCUGUUUCAAGAAGAGCAUAGAGGAACACUCCAGAAACAUGCUAGACAAUUUGAGUUCGUUGCUUAAUGAGAAGGACGGACACAUGAUGGAGGGAUUAAAACAGGUCAGGAGCGAACUUGACAUUAAGCUCGAAGAACAAACCAAACAGUUUUUAAGUCACCUCGACCGGAAGAUAAACCAUGCUAUUCGGGGGAGAGUACGUCGUGAGGGGGGUACAGAUUGGCAUGAUGACGCCAACCAGGUGCAGAGAAUCACCUUAGGGCCAGACCGGGGUAUACCAUUUCGUGUCGACAAGCAGAAGAGGUACCUAAUUGGUAGCGACAUGGUGGAAAAUCCUUUGGGCAGCACCGGUCGAGGAGAGCACAGGGAGAGGAAGCGUGGAAUGGUGCGUGAAGUGACGCGUGGGAUGAAGCGUGGAAUGAAGCGUAGAAUGAAGCAUCGAAUGAAACCUGCACUGGAUUGGACGCUGUGCCGUGGCGCGCACGGAGAGAUGGACCAACCCAACAGACGCAUCCGGAAGAGUGUAAAUAAGAGGAACCCCAAUCAGCCGCAGAACGAGACAGAGGCUACGCGCAAGAGGAAGCCAAUUUACGUCGUCAAUUACUUAAGGAGCAAAAACAACGACCUCAUCAAGGUGGUUCAGCAUUUGCAUGAAAAGACGAGGAAGAUAAUAUAA